Mytilus trossulus (common blue mussel) is the source of this 1769-nucleotide messenger RNA. RefSeq lists its product as uncharacterized. The transcript is spliced from 4 exons. Bases 1 to 1041 code for a protein of 346 amino acids. The record is from RefSeq and is a predicted model, not a curated record. Gene Ontology annotation, molecular function: DNA-binding transcription factor activity. Gene Ontology annotation, biological process: regulation of DNA-templated transcription. Lineage: Eukaryota; Metazoa; Mollusca; Bivalvia; Mytilida; Mytilidae.
AUGAAGGUAUUUUUGCCGAUCGUCAGCAAACGUAGGUGGAAAUUUUGGUUACAGUUUCAGAAAAAUUCAAAUGACCUAAUGGACACCGGCAUCAUCAAUGUGGACAUCAACUUUGGUGAACAGAAAGAUGAUGCAUUGAAGAAAUCACCAUACCACGAAUCAGACAGUGGGGUUAGUAUUAUGAGUAGUCCACAGCAUUCAAUAAUAUCUGACUUUGAAGAUGACAUUUCUUUCAAAGCUCUGUCCCCUCCGUGCUUUGAAAAUUUUGACAAUCUGUUGGACACCGAACUAUCUAAUUACUUAGCUAGUGAAACUGACAGUAAUGAUGCUACUGAUUUGGAAGUAGCAAGCAUUGUGUCUGUUUCACCAGUUAUUCCAAGUUAUUCAGCCGAAUAUGACCGUCAAGUGUCAAAUACCUCCCAGGAUUCAGAUAACGAUUGCCAGAAGCGAGUUCCUUCCAAAACAACUGUAGCAAAGCCAAAUCCAGUUAUCACCAGUGACACAAAAAAUAACAAGUUCUCUACUUUACCAGCUGUUAAAGUGAUCAAAGUAAUAACUGCGCCAAGGACAACAUCAAGGUUUCAGAUAGAUAAAGAGAUCAUUGAAGCCAUUGAUGAGAAAAACCAGAAAAAUGCGAAACAAGCCAAAAUGAAUCGUGAAAAGAAAAAGGCAUAUAUUAAGAAUCUAGAAGAUGAAGUUGGUUCAUUACAAUCUGAAAAUGCCAAUUUAAAUGACAAAAUGGGUAAGCUGGAGCAUCACAAAAAUGCUCUUGAGGAAGAAGUAGAAUAUCUUAAAAGUGUUCUAGCGAAUCAAAGUACAUUGUCAAACUUGCUCAAAAACAUUCCAAAUGCCAAUGUCAAACUAACAAGUUCUUUUAGGGAACGCAAAAGAAGUGCUGCACAUGACCAUGACUAUCAAGGGAAAUCUAAACAUUGCAAGAAAUCAAAAUCUGCAGGAGUUUGUCUUCAUGUUGAGAACGAAAAUGUGUCUUUGGAGUUUUGUGCAUCAUGUUCAAGGAAUGCACAAGGAAGUAGCAGUUGAAACCAAUUCAUUUGUUUAAAUGAGGAUGAGGCAAUUAUGUACAAAUGUACAUAUAUGUUUGUUAUGUCCAUCAACUGGGCAUAGACUAAUCCUAUUGGAAGGUCAACUGUGAAUACUGGUAAAGUACAAUGGUGCUAUAAAUGAUCACAGCACCGAGUUAAGGUUUUAACAAUUACAAAAAAAUGGUUUGAAUAUUUGUAAAAAGUGAACAUAUGUAUAUACAUGUAUACAAUGUAUCAUGAUCAUGUAUUAUAUAUUAACUUUAAAUAAUUCAUAAAAUAAUAUUGUAAACUGUUUUAGGCUUUUUGAAAAUAAUGUAAAGUUUUUGAAAGUCAGUAAAGAUAUGUAAAAUUACCAUCAUUGUCAUAGUCAACAUUGCCAUAUAAAUGCCUCAUAUAUAGAAGAAAAUAUACAUUUUGAAACUCUUCAGAUAAUGGACAGAUUUAAAGCCUAAAACUGUAUUUAGAUAUAUGUUGUAAAUUGAUUUAUGAAGAUUAUUCUAAUGACUAUUACAGUUCUUUUGACAGAUUGCUGAUACCAUUGAGAACCUGAAGGCUGAUAGGAUACCAAUUCUUCAGCUCUUUACCAUAUUUGUUGUGAAUCCUGUUGGUGAAAUGUUUGGAGCCAAGUGAAUGUAGAGAAAGAAAGAAAAGCGUUUCCGGGAAUUAAAAUCGGGUAGUAUCAAGAAGGUGAUAUACAGUUGUAGGCUGUGAAAAUGAAAAAUUGGG